Messenger RNA from Recurvomyces mirabilis, 1617 nucleotides. RefSeq lists its product as uncharacterized. NCBI's taxonomy places the organism in Eukaryota, Fungi, Ascomycota, Dothideomycetes, Mycosphaerellales, Teratosphaeriaceae. The record is from RefSeq and is a predicted model, not a curated record. Bases 1 to 1617 code for a protein of 538 amino acids. The transcript has 2 exons.
AUGACCAUCUACGCAACUGUUGCUUCCGCACUGCUAUUGCUAAGCGCUCUUCGAUCUGUUGUUGCGACGCACGAGCACUUGGAAGUCAACUCCACGAGUGGGCUCAUCGUCGGUCAUAGGGCGCAGAACCGAACCAAAACCUUCGAGUUUCUGGGCGUCAAGUACGGCCAGGCGCCUGUUGAGAGCCUUCGCUUUGCCGCUCCCAUACGGUACAUGGCGCCUGCAGGUACAGUGUACAAUGCCUCCAGCUGGGUACCACUCCACACUCGUUCCGCCCGUGCGUUUAUGUCCAUGUGCUUACCAUCUCAUCGACAGCAUGCCGACUGUCCCGCGAACAUCCCCCCGAAAUCCACGUACCCCAACUUCACCGGCAAGGGCUUCGCCGUCUACAACCAGUUCACCGCGCAUCUGGGCAACCCACAAAAUGUCGGCGUGUCGAACAAGCCGGUCUUCGUAUUCUUCCAUGGUGGCCGCUUCACCAUUCCUGGUCCUCACAGCCCGUUCUAUAACGGGCAAUAUCUCGCCGAUACAGAAGACGUGGUCGUCGUCACGAUCAAUUAUCGCCUUGGCAUUUUCGGCUUCUCAGGCGCCCCUGGGCUGGAGCAAAACGUCGGCCUCCGCGAUCAGCGCUCUGCUGUGGAAUGGGUGCGAGACAACAUUGCCGGGUUUGGCGGCGACUGCGAGCGCAUUAUCAUCCUCGGCCAGUCUGCUGGGGCCUCUUCGGUCGACUACUAUGCCUACGCUCACCCGGACGACCCGAUCGUAGCUGGCUUGAUCUCCCACUCGGGAACCGCUUUCAGCUUUAUCCCCAACAACGUUUCCUAUUCGCAAUCACUGUUCUACAAUGUUUCCGGCACGCUCGGCUGCGGCGACAGCUCUGCGGAUUCAGCGGCGGUCGUGGAGUGUGUUCGCAGCAAGAAUACCACCGAAGUUCUUGCAGCUGCACGCUUCGCUCCAGCUCUGCCCACCACGGCGCUCGCUCAAGCCACCUUCCAUCCAGCUGUGGACAAUGUCACCGUCUUCUCUGACUAUCUACCCCUUGCCAAAUCGGGUGCGUUCGCCAAGAUCCCCUAUCUGGCUGGAAACUGCAACUAUGAAGCGGGCUUCUACCGCGUUGGCGCCUACGCCGCCAAUAUCACGCUGACCUCGGCGCAAUGGCAGCUCUUCAACCAACGCGCGUUCACGUGCCCCACAAAGUACGCCACCGAUGCCCGCGCUCAGCACGGCGUCCCGACAUGGCGUUACCGCUAUAUGGCCGACUGGGAAAACUUACGGCUCUACCCUGCGUGGCGCGACUAUCCCGAUAGCGGCACAUACCAUGGUGCGGAUAUGGACAUGCUCUUCGGCACCGCAUACGACGUGACGGGGCGGCGAAACAGCUUGCAAGAAGAACUGGCGUCGCGCUACUUCAUGGGCGCAUGGGCUGCCUUCGGCCGUGACCCGCGGGCGGGUCUCGAGGUAUACGGCUGGCCAAUGUCCAGAUCCAAUACGUCGAGCUUACUUCGGCUUGCGUACGACAACCAGGCCGUCCCCAGCAUCGUCAGCCCUGAUGUGUACGACUCUUCGUGUCCGCCGGUGGAUGAGAACAACCCUCUUCCCGGACGAGGGGCUUUCUAG